Molecule: messenger RNA, 4559 nt
Organism: Anarrhichthys ocellatus (wolf-eel)
Lineage: Eukaryota; Metazoa; Chordata; Actinopteri; Perciformes; Anarhichadidae
Exons: 21
Coding region: 201-3713 (1170 amino acids)
Biological process (GO): protein O-linked glycosylation
Cellular component (GO): Golgi apparatus
Molecular function (GO): polypeptide N-acetylgalactosaminyltransferase activity
Source: RefSeq, a predicted model, not a curated record
UUAGCAGCAGUGUGUUGACUCUGUGUUCGUAUGUCCGCCUCACAAUGCUCUUUUGUAGAUUUAUGGGCGUCAAACAAAUGUAUAAUGAAAGUCUUUUAUCUUGAAGAUAAGAUACACUUUAUUGUGCAAUUUGAUCUUUAAAGUGGCUGGCAUAUGAGGUAGAGAAAGACAUUGAUGUGAUCCUUCUUUGAGAAGCCACAAUGAAGACAUAUAUGCGAAGAGCUGGAAUAAUUGCAGCCUUUUUACUCUUAAUAUACUUCAUCAUUUACAUGAUCGCGAGUUGGAGGACAGGCAAAUCUUUUCCAGAGGGAGCCUCUAAUCAAGAGGUUGUGAGGAGGAAACUGGACCGGAUUGAAAAGACCCUAAACAAGCUCACAAAGCUGAUAGAAGUAUCUGGUCUGAAGAACUCCACCAAUGAAGUAUUACUAAAUAUGGAUCAAGUGAAAGAGAAGAUUGUGAUGCCAAAGUUAUAUCCAAACUCCAUCCUGUUUGCCCAGUGGGGCGAUGACCUGUCAGAAGAGGAACAGAAGGAGGCUGAGGGGCUGUUUCAGAUUUAUGGAUACAAUGCCUUCCUGAGUAACCAGUUGCCAAUAGACAGGAAGCUUUCAGAUACAAGAGACAAAAGGUGUCUGAUGAAGAAUUAUCCCAGGGACCUGCCAACCAUCAGUGUGGUACUGAUCUACAUAAACGAGGCUCUUUCGGUCAUUAAAAGGGCCGUACGAAGCAUCAUCACCCACACUCCAAAGCACCUGCUGAGGGAAAUCGUUCUAGUGGAUGACUAUAGUACUUACAAUGACCUUGGAAAACCACUACAAGACUACAUUGAUCAGAUUCACAAAGAGAGGCCAGGACUCAUAAAGAAAGUGUGGCAUCAGCAACAAAUGGGGUUGUCCCAGUCCCGGAUCUCAGGCUGGCAGCAUUCCACAGCAGAUGUUGUGGCCAUUUUGGAUGCCCAUGUUGAAACCACAGAGGGAUGGGCAGAGCCUCUGCUGGACAGGAUCAAAGCGGACAGGACAGUGGUGGUGUCCCCUGUGUUUGAUAAGGUGUAUUUUGACGAUCUACACGUAGAAAGAUAUCACCCGUCCGCUCAUGGCUUUGACUGGGCUUUGUGGUGUAUGUACGAGUCCUUUAGGCCAGAGUGGCUGAAGACGGGGGAUGAAUCUCAGCCUGGGAAGAGUCCCUCUGUUAUGGGAAUCUUUGCAGCAGACAGACUCUUCCUUGGAGAAAUCGGUGGGCUUGAUGGCGGAAUGACAGUUUACGGAGGAGAAAAUGUUGAACUUGGGAUUCGUGUGUGGCUGUGUGGAGGCAGCGUAGAGGUUGUGCCUUGCUCGAGGGUAGCUCACAUUGAGAGGACACAUAAACCGUAUGCACGUGAUCUCAACCCUUCCAUGAGGAGAAAUGCACUGAGGGUCGCAGAUAUCUGGUUGGAUGAGUACAAGCGGAACGUGCUCAUUGCCUGGAACCUUCCUUUUAAGAAUCAUGGAAUCGAUACCGGCGACGUGUCCGAGAGGAGGAAGCUCAGAGAAAAGCUGAAAUGUAAACCUUUCAAGUGGUACCUGGACAAUGUCUAUCCAAGUCUGGACACAUGGGAUAACCUCUUGGGGUAUGGCGUGCUGCAGAACACCCUUCUUAGGAGCCACUGUGUGGACCAGGGAGUUGUUCCAGGAAACAUCCCCAUCCUGUAUGGAUGCCACUCCCAGCAGACACAGCAUUGCUACUAUAACGCAGACGGUGAAAUCAUCAUUGGGGGGAUUAAAUCUCACAAAUAUAACAGUAACCGCUGCCUGGUUGAUCCAGGCUCUGGCAGCACUCCCACCCUGCAGGACUGUCAGCUGGCUAGACUAAAGCAACUACACAUGCACUGGGACUUCAAACAAGGCCAAUCAAUCCGAAACAACUCAACACAGAGAUGUCUUGAGAUCGCCCAGGGAGAAAGCUCUUAUUAUGAGGUCAUCAUUCAACAGUGCAGUGGACAGAGCUGGACGAUUGAGCAUCUCAUCACAGUGAAUGCACUCCAAGCUUUUGAGGAAAAGCAGAAAAGCAUGCACAAAAUGCUUGAAGAGGACAGAGGCAGAAAAGCUGCAGAGGUCGAACAGCCAUCAGUCAAAAAGCAGCCACAGCAACCUGAAGCAAAGAUGCAAGACCAACAGAAGGCCCCCAAAGAGAAAAAGUCCAAUAAACUGUUCCCAGACUCUGUCCUGUUCCAGACGUGGGGGGAAAAUCUGUCUGAGGACGACCAAAGAGAGGCGCAGCUUUUGUAUGAGAAGUACGGAUACAACGUUUUCCUCAGUGAUCGCCUUCCUCUAGAUCGAGCUCUCCCAGACACCAGGGAUAAAAGGUGUCUUACAAAGAGUUACCCAAAGGACCUGCCAAGCCUUGGAGUGGUGUUGAUCUACCUGAAUGAGGCCCUGUCAGUCAUCAAAAGAGCUCUGUGCAGUAUCAUCGACCGCACCUCUAAAAACCUGCUGAAGGAAAUAAUAUUGGUGGAUGACAACAGCUCCAAUGACGACUUGAAGGGGGACCUUGACGUGUACGUGAAGAUGAUCGAGCAGCAGAACCCGAGUCUCCGUAUUACAAGAGUGAAGCACAGUGAGCAGCGAGGCCUUUCAUAUGCCAGGGUUUCUGGAUGGAGGGCUGCUACUGCUGACGUGGUGGCCAUACUGGACGCGCACAUUGAAGUCCAUGAGCUGUGGGCUGAACCCCUGCUGACACAGAUCAAAGGUGACCGGACGGUGGUGACGUCCCCAGUGUUCGACAAAGUCCACUUUGAUGACCUCAGGGUUGCUGAAUACUUUCCAGCAGCACACGCCUUCGACUGGGCUUUAUGGUGCAUGUACGAGGGGUUUUCGGACGACUAUUACAAACUCGGAGACGGCUCGUUGCCUGGAAAAAGUCCAUCUGUCAUGGGGAUCCUGGUAGCUGACAGGAAGUAUCUAGGAGAAAUUGGAGUCCUCGAUGAAGGCAUGAAAGUGUACGGUGGAGAAAAUGUUGAGCUGGGAAUUCGUGUGUGGACAUGUGGAGGCAGUGUUGAAGUAGUUCCAUGCUCAAAGAUCGCUCACAUCGAGAGGGCCCACAAGCCCUACAUGCCUGACCUGAGCCAAGCCAUGAGGAGAAACGCCCUGAGGGUAGCAGAAAUCUGGAUGGAUGAAUACAAACACAACGUCAACUUGGCAUGGAACGUGCCACUCGAGAAUCACGGAAUUGACAUCGGGGACAUCUCAGAGAGGAAAAAACUCAGGGAAACGUUAAAAUGCAAACCUUUCAAAUGGUACCUGGAAAAUGUGUAUCCCAAAUUGGAUCCCUUGGACAACCUAGUUGCUUAUGGCGUACUGAAGAAUCUUGAUGCUGAUAUGUGCUUAGACCAAGGCCCAGUACCAGGCCAGACACCCAUCGCCUACGGCUGCCACUACUAUGCACCUCAAGUCACCUAUUAUCGCUCAAACGGUGAGCUUUAUAUCGGCGGCAUCAAGUCCCAUAGGUACAAUGACAACCGGUGUUUAACUGACAUUGGGAAAAAUGAUACAGAGCCUGGCCUUUACAACUGCAAAGAGGCUGUGCGGAAAGGAAUGGGGAUUUACUGGAACUUCACUCAGGGCAAAGAAAUGAGGAACACAGAGACAAAGAGAUGUCUGGAGAUUAAAAACGGCAAACUUGUAAUACAGGAAUGCUCUGGCCAAAGAUGGGAAAUCCAACACAUAAUCAAGCCGUUUUAAAAGUGUGAGUGUGUGUGUGUGUGUGUGUGUGUGUGGGUUUAAGCUUUGUUUGUUUUGCUGUUUAAAUAAAGUUGUGUCUGCCUGCUUCCCUCCAUGGCAGAAGUGAAUAAAUGCUAUUAGUUAGAUGCAUCAUUGCUAUGAUAAAAUGUAAAUUUAAGGUUUUAGUUCUAUAACAAUUGCCCAGUUAUUACAAAUGCUACAUCUGGAAGCAUUUUUAUGCAAUAUGUUUGGUGCUUUUGGGUGAAUCUCAGGUUUGAAAAUGUAUUUAUCCUCUCUGCAGAGAAAGUCAAACACAACUCAUGGUAAAGGAAAUGUAAAUAGAAUAAAGGUCAAUGAAGGUAUAACAGUGGAUUAAGAAAAUAAUGAAAGUGCUGAGUAAACAGCAGUGCAGAGGUGUAACAAGUGCAGAGUUCAAAAGCUUAACCAAGCCUCCUUCUACAAAGACGACUUUGUGGAUGACUGAGUUCCCAACAGGUUUAAAUCUACUGUACACUGUUUUUUUUUCCAUUAUUAAAGGUUUGUCUUGUUACUUAUGUAAUCCUGAAAAGAUAUGCAUAAAGUAACUAUCUGUGUAAACUAUGUGUUAUUUAAUUACAUUGAGUGUAAAAAAUGAUAUUGAUGUGUUCUAAGAAUAUAAUUACCCACAGCCUUCAUUUCUUCUGGGGAGCCUUGUCCAGAAGAGUGAUAGCUAUAUUUGGGACUUAGUUUGUGGAUUUACAUGGGGGUUGGUAGUCUUUUUAUUUACAGCACACCUCAGUGGAGGCCAACAAAGGGAACAAAUGUUGAUCAUUGUCCUUUUUUUUAUUAUUUGGAAAUAAACAUGAUUCAUAAAACUGGUUGUUUGAA